Molecule: messenger RNA, 2902 nt
Organism: Podarcis raffonei (Aeolian wall lizard)
Lineage: Eukaryota; Metazoa; Chordata; Lepidosauria; Squamata; Lacertidae
Product: serine/threonine-protein kinase SBK2-like
Exons: 5
Coding region: 1787-2746 (319 amino acids)
Biological process (GO): peptidyl-serine phosphorylation; peptidyl-threonine phosphorylation
Molecular function (GO): ATP binding; protein serine/threonine kinase activity
Source: RefSeq, a predicted model, not a curated record
CCAGAGAUGACUGGCCUGGAUAGUUCACAGGUCGGUGACCAACCUGGGUGAGUCUAUGUAACCCACAUCAAAGAUGGAGGAGGCCGUGGAGUCACGGUUGCAGCUUUUGCAGAGUGAUCCGACUGUAACCUAUUGCUUGGAAAGUAAUAAAUCAAUGGACUCUUUAUCUCCUCCCAGCUCCUGAGUAUUAUUGGCCUCAGACCUAGGAGUUUUUAAUAGCCUUUGAGGGCUUGCAACAAGAUGAAAGAGCCCUUGAAAGAUUGGAAGCCUGUUUUAAAUUUCUACCUCUUCUAUUCCACAGCUCUCAAAUAUUCCAUAGUACUAUGCCAUAAUCAUAUAUUUCACUCCUGGUAUCAUGUGUUGUCUUCAGCAUCAAGUUCCAGCUUCAGUGUAGUAGUUUAAAACAGAUACUUUGUCAACAAGCAAACACCCAUAUAUGUCCAACAUCCAUCAACUGGACUUAACAUUUUCUAACUGAAUAAGCUAACUGACAGGAUUGCUCUUAAUUAAGUUUCUAUUCAUUCUAUUCUAAUCAUCUUAAAGAUGCAGUGAUUUAUAUCAGCAUGGGGUGGGAUGCCCAAAGGGAGUUGCAGAUUAUGAGAGGAGGAGGAGGAGGCAUGGAAAUUGAGGGUGGUCUGUGCGCAAGGGAGACUUGGAAAAAGGAGGAAGAGCUAGGGAAAGGAGGUGAAGGCAAUUGCGUGUGUGUGAGCCUGUGUGCAUGCGCACAAGUGGGACUGCACAACUCUGGAAGGUGUGGAAAUGAGAGAUCUCUAUGUGCAAGGGAGAGUUGAGGCAAGUAAGGAGGGCUGAGAGAAAAAAAUAACGAAUGAGGGUGCAAAGCAGGUUGCAAAAAAAGGAGGGAGCAGGAUGCAUGUGAUUGGGUUGAAGAUGAAAGCAGGGGCAUGAAGGGGUCUGCAGAAUAGGAAAGUAGCUUCAUAAAUAAGUGGAAGAGAAAAGGGUGUUUAGUAGUUGCAAUGGGUGGGAGGAGGAAGAUGCAGGGUGGUUUUUGUGCGGGGGGGUGCACAAAAGGAAGAAGGGAAGAGGCAUGGACAUGGAGGUGAAGGGGGAAAUGGGUACAAAGUGGGACUGCAGAAUUGAAAAGUGGCUUCGGAAAUGGGGUUGGGCAAGUGCAAAGCAAGGCAAGCUCUAGGGGUUUGGUGUGGGAGGAAUGAUGGGAGUUAGUGAGCAGAGUGAGCUGGUGCACAGCCCCUAGUAAGUUAUAUAUUAUCUCUCAGGCUUAGUGCUUGUCACCAAUCAUUAUUAUUUGGUUUGAUAUGCUCUGGAAUGGGAUGUAGGUUGAGGCUGGGGCAGUGACCAGCUGCCUGGCAAGUUAUGAAAAGAUGGAUCUCUAAGGGCACAGUGGCCUUUCUUCUCUGGCCUGAUACACUUUGUCUCAUCAAAGCUCAGCCACCACCGGGCCUUUGAAGAGCGAGAAGAGACAAGCACUUCUUUCCAGGAACAUCUGGGACACAUAGACAUAUGCGUAGCAGCAGCUGGGCAAGCGUAGGUAAAAAUAACCUUGUUAAGUGGCUGCUAAUCCUGCCCCAUGGAACUGCCUGGACUCCAGAGCCCUGACCUUUUGGGGCAGAGAAGAGAUGAGAGGGGGUGGGUUGGCCGCCUUCCCUAUUUAUGCGACUAGACUGAACCAGAUGGGAAGUCGCUGCUAUAAAAGGCUCCAUGAGGAUCUCCACGUGGCAGGUCCCAAACAGACAGACAGACAGCAAGUCAGUCAACAAAACACUCUGAAAGGAAGAAGCACAAGUGCCCCAGCGCCAUUGUGGCAGCCAUGAAGCUCGUCUCUGGUGAUAUCGCAAAACGACUUGAAGAGAUGGUGUUGUUGACUUCUCAGAACCUGCCCCAGGUGGAGGUGGCUUCGAGUUACACUGUCCUCCGAGAGCUUGGCAGUGGCUCCUAUGGGCAUGUGUUGAUGGCAGUCCACCAACGCCAAGGAACACCCAUGGCACUGAAAUUUGUACACAAGAAGGCUACAGAAUUGCUAGAUUUCGUGAAUGAAUACUGCAUUGCGCUGACUUUGGGGGCCCAUCCCUGCAUUGCCACUGCCCUUGGGAUUGCUUUCCAGACCCCCAAACACUACGUCUUUGCACAGGAGUUGGCUUUGGCCAGUGACCUCUUCUCGCUCAUGGUGCCACAGGUUGGUGUGCCUGAGCAACGGGUCAAGCGCUGUGCCCUGCAGCUUGCCAGUGCCCUCGAGUACAUGGAAACGAAGGGGCUGGUGCACCGUGACGUCAAACCAGAGAAUGUGCUGCUGUGUGACCCCGAGUGCCGCCGCAUCAAGCUGACCGACUUUGGGCUGAGCUGCCCCCGAGGCCGGGCCAUUGAGGCUUUGCCAGAGAGCCUGCCAUACACGGCCCCCGAGUUGAGCACGCUGGGCCCCAAAGCUCGUUUGGAGGCCCAGCCCAGCCUUGACACAUGGUCCCUGGGAGUGCUGCUCUUCUGCGUGCUAACUGGCUACUUCCCCUGGCUCACAGCUGUACCCGCCGACCGGUACUACCGCAGCUUUGUCUGCUGGCAUCGCAGCCCCCGCUUUUCCCCACGUCCACCCCAUUGGGGGCGUUUUACUCCCCAGGCAUUGGAGAUGCUGCAGGGACUGUUGAUGCCCAACGCAGCUCAGCGUAGCCCAGCCAAGGAGGUGAUGAAUUAUAUCAAAGUGCCUUGGUUGCUCCCAGAGGCCCAGAACUGUGUUCAGCCUAGCAGAGAUCUUCUUGGUACCAGCCGGCGCUGCUAAUAAUCUAGGCCAUAUGUGUGAAGCAGGGAGGGGUGGCACCAAUCCCAAACCUAGCCUUAGCCAUUGAGGGACCAAAGACACCAUGCACGUCACGAAACCAAAACACCUCAUUGUUCCUGAGGGCAAAGAGAAAGCACAGUCAAGCUAGGGAAACAG